AUGCUGUUGCUGCUGGAGCUGGGUUAUCUGGUGGUCAGCCAGGAGUUCGAUAUCUCGGGAAGGAAUGCGCGAUGUGUGGUAUUUGGUCAGAAAUUUUCUGGUGGCGUUAAAAACAAAUUUCUGCUGAUCGAGGAAGUGCUGCUGAGCGUUACCUCGUCGCUGUUCCACAGCCUGCAGCCGCUACUACUGCUCAUAGAGGCCCUGCAGAGGCAACCACUCGCAUUCCUUGCUACUCCUUCGGCUACCCGCGCGAACCAGCGCCUGCGUGAGAACUGCAACAGAACGCACAAAUUAGUGACCGUGAAGAUCUGA
Molecule: messenger RNA, 312 nt
Organism: Gongylonema pulchrum
Lineage: Eukaryota; Metazoa; Nematoda; Chromadorea; Rhabditida; Gongylonematidae
Source: the annotation of a GenBank genome assembly